AUGAAUCAGUUUGGUCACCAGUAUAAUGUCCAACCACCACCUACAUUUUAUACAAGUGAUAUGAAUUCAUUUGGAAAUGCUGUUCAAAGACCUGGACCCAGGCCUUAUAGUUUUGAAGUUCCACCUCAGGAUUUCCAGCCUACACCCCCUCUUCGAAGUGACAGUGGAUAUUCGCUUUGUCCCUCCCAGUAUUACAGCAGACCUGGGAUAAUGCCUUCCACGGACGAAACUUGUGUUAAUUAUGCAGAACAACUACCAAUAACCUCUGAAGUCAGUGAAAAUAGCAACGUAGUCCUUGACUAUCAGAAUCAGUUUGGUCUUCGUGUUCCUCCCGAGAUUCCUAGCUGGAUGACCUUAAAUUCCUCAGCUAGUAACUUCUACACUGAUAUUCAAAAAUACACUUCACAACCUAAUCCAACACCCCAGUCGGUAUACACUGGGAUUCCAGUUCAUUACAAUAGAACUCCUGAGAACUCUACGUUUCAAAAUCGUGGGCGUGUUAGAACUCCUGGUCCUUUCAAGGGAAAUAGAGGAAGUCUUCGAAAUCGCCCCAACCAAGGUACCCACGCCGCUAAUACUACUAGUGCGACUGCAACUACAAAAGAACCAUCCGUUUUUUACUGCGAUAUUUGCAAAGUUAGUUGUGCGGGUCCACUAGCCUUCAAAGACCAUGAAUCUGGUCAACGCCACAAGAAAAGAUUGUCCCAGGUUGAAGCGAUUGAAAAAUUAAAACAGGAGGUCUCUACCGAUGGAAGUUCGUCAUUAAUUAUCAACUCAGCUUCACGAGAAUUACGUUGUGAGCUUUGUGAUGUUGGUUGCACUGGUGCUGACUCUUAUACUGCUCAUUUAUCUGGCAGACAGCAUCAACGUACGCUCAAGUUACACAAGGAAUUGGGGAAACCAAUUCCAGAAACCGAUGAUCCCCUUGUACCAGCUAUUGUGGCAGAUAUGAUUGCCACUGCAGUUGACGAUGCUAAACCAGGUGAAGCGGAUGAAAAUAAAACAAAUCCUACGGAAGACACGUUUAUGAAGCAUAUUGAUUUAAAACAACUUGCUGGUCCUGAACUACCUGCUGUUGGACAAGAGUAUUUAGAAACUAUUAUUAGUAGCAACAACAAAACUAUUAAAUAUCGUUGCAAGUUAUGUGAUUGUGAAUUUUCAAAUCCAGAUUCUCGUGAAUGUCAUUUACGUGGUCGUCGUCAUCGUCAGCAAUACAAAAAGAAAGUUGAUCCAUCGUUUAUUGUCGAUCCAAAUCCAGGAAAUCAACUUCGUCGAAAAGUGAUAGCAGCUAAAGAGAAGAAGGCGAAACGUAGCGAACCAAAACAAAAUACUAGCAGUUUCCCCAGUUUCAGUACCUUGCGUAAUAGCAGUAUGACGGGAAAUUGUAUGAGUGGGAUCCCAUAUGACCGUUUUUCUGCACAAGUCCCUCGAAUAUACACUCCUCAAACUCCUAAUAAAUCUCUAGAAAGCAGGUACAUCAGUUCUAAACAUACAUCUUUGCUACCGACAGCUUGGGAAGUUCAGGCAAUGAUGUUGGCUGUAACGAUUUGUGAGCGCUCCUUGAAAGGUGUUAGUAACGACCUUUUAAAACAGGUGCGUUCAGCAUCAGAUCUUUGUGAUACCACUAAAUGUGCUAAAUCUUGUGAUGAUAAUAAUCUGGAUGAAUUGGAAGAAAAAGUUGGUGAACGUCUGCUUUGUGGUGUUGUUCGCGUUGGUGCACUGGGAAAAAAUUUACUUUUAAGGGGUGAACAUUCAGCAGAACUAGUUUUAAUAUGUUCUAAAUGGCCUACUAAUGAGUUAACAACUUAUGUAUCAACUAAUAUUUCAAAAUUAAUGGAGUCACUGGAAUCCCGUCUUCAAUAUACUGUCACAGCAGAGCCUACUAUGGGAACAAUUACGGUCGUGGUAUCCUGUCCAGAUCCAUCCUUACUGAAUAAAAGUGAUAUCUCUGAAGUAAAUGUCAAACCUGCUUGCAAAGAAAACGAAUCUGCAAUAUGGCCUACUAUAACACUAAUGAUCAACCUAACUUCCCCGGUGGUAGUUCAGAAAAACGAAGCUGCUCCUGAAGAUAAAAAUGAAGUGCCACCAGUUGUUCAACGUUUGAUCGUUAAUGGUCAUCCAAUUCCCAAAGAAAAGUGCAUCAAAUCCAUAGAUGCUCUUGAUCAUGCAUCAUGGUUUCAACAUAUUGCGAGCGGAGGUCCGAUACUCUUAAUUAGUCGUAUUUUACGUGACUUUAUUCAAUCUAAUGAAUACUGGAUCGAAUUAAAUGAAUUCGAUGUUGAAGUACACUUAGAUCACCUCUUAUCUUUAGAGUAUAAUAUGGUGAUUCGUUCUGGUUUCACUUCCCUCCCAUUUCAAUGUGGGUCACCGAGAAAUAUGCUUUCUGUACCAAGCGACUUUUUCCAUCCUUGCAAAUUACUACGUAGAUUUUUCGAAUCAAUAGCAAAUGGAUAUUUGUUCUUUGCAAUAAAGCAUUCAUCUAAUUCAAAUAACACUGAGGAUUCUCCUAGGGAGAACAAUAUACCUGUGGCGUGUACAAAACCAUUUUAUGUUACAAUUUCUAAUGGAAUAUCAGAUGAAGUUUGUGAAAAAAUAACUGUUUCAGCUCAACAAAUACUCAGACAAAUUGCUUUUAAUCAAUUAUACAAGGUUCUUGGUAUGGAACCUCUGGAUUCGCCUCACAACUCAGAUUUUGUCCAGUCAGGUGGUAAACGAGAACAAAAUCCUGAUGUUUCACAAGGUCAGGAUACUUCCGAAGUCGAAUGUUCAACUGAUGAUAAGAAGCAACAUAAUCCAUCUCUUAAUGUCAGUUCUGUAGCAAAUGGCAUGGAGACACAGGAAUUUGCGGCAGAAGUACUAAAAGUCGAGUCAGAAUGUACUCCAGCCAAGCGAACUCGCCGCGCUACCGCUAACCCAAAAUCUUCUACUUAA
Molecule: messenger RNA, 2931 nt
Organism: Schistosoma spindalis
Lineage: Eukaryota; Metazoa; Platyhelminthes; Trematoda; Strigeidida; Schistosomatidae
Source: the annotation of a GenBank genome assembly